This is a messenger RNA of Drosophila biarmipes, 2161 nucleotides long. RefSeq names its product glycerol-3-phosphate dehydrogenase [NAD(+)], cytoplasmic (gene Gpdh1). Gene Ontology annotation, molecular function: NAD binding; protein homodimerization activity; glycerol-3-phosphate dehydrogenase [NAD(P)+] activity. Gene Ontology annotation, cellular component: cytosol; glycerol-3-phosphate dehydrogenase (FAD) complex. Bases 248 to 1309 code for a protein of 353 amino acids. NCBI's taxonomy places the organism in Eukaryota, Metazoa, Arthropoda, Insecta, Diptera, Drosophilidae. The record is from RefSeq and is a predicted model, not a curated record. The transcript has 7 exons. Gene Ontology annotation, biological process: carbohydrate metabolic process; glycerol-3-phosphate catabolic process.
CUGCGCACAACACACGUGAACAAAACUAAGCGAAUAUCGCACUCACACAUUCAGAGACGACCUCUCUCUGCUCUUGAAAUCACCACUAUUUGUUGUUGGCCGCAGCGCUUGUUUUGCUUAUAUUACCAUGUAAAGUGCCAACUAAGAAUCAGUACUUGCCGCGGCAUCGACGUGUCAGUUUGUAGUAUAUUAGUCGCACCAUAGUAGCUCCAAGAGAAGCAUAUCUAACGAGAAAAAAACAAACACAAUGGCGGACAAGGUAAAUGUGUGCAUUGUGGGCUCUGGAAACUGGGGUUCGGCGAUAGCGAAAAUCGUGGGUGCCAACGCCGCUGCUUUACCGGAAUUCGAAGAACGGGUGACCAUGUUCGUCUACGAGGAGCUGAUUGAGGGCAAAAAGCUGACGGAGAUUAUUAACGAGACGCACGAGAACGUCAAGUACUUGAAAGGACACAAGCUGCCACCGAAUGUGGUUGCUGUGCCCGACCUGGUUGAGGCCGCCAAGAGCGCAGAUAUUUUAAUCUUCGUUGUGCCCCACCAAUUUAUUCCAAACUUUUGCAAACAGCUGCUGGGUAAGAUCAAGCCGAACGCCAUCGCUAUUUCUUUAAUCAAAGGAUUCGACAAGGCCGAGGGCGGUGGCAUCGAUCUGAUUUCGCAUAUAAUCACGCGUCACCUAAAGAUUCCGUGCGCCGUGCUUAUGGGCGCCAACCUGGCCAAUGAGGUGGCUGAAGGAAACUUCUGCGAAACGACCAUCGGUUGCACGGAUAAAAAGUACGGUAAGGUGCUGCGCGAUCUCUUCCAGGCAAAUCACUUCCGUGUUGUGGUCGUGGACGACGCUGACGCUGUAGAAGUCUGCGGAGCCCUUAAGAAUAUUGUUGCCUGCGGAGCGGGCUUUGUGGAUGGCCUGAAGCUUGGCGACAACACAAAGGCAGCAGUAAUCCGGCUGGGCCUCAUGGAGAUGAUUCGCUUCGUGGACGUCUUCUACCCCGGAAGCAAGUUGUCUACCUUCUUUGAGAGUUGCGGUGUUGCAGACCUGAUCACGACGUGUUACGGUGGACGAAAUCGCCGAGUGUCUGAGGCAUUUGUGACUUCCGGGAAAACUAUUGAGGAGUUGGAGAAGGAAAUGUUGAACGGUCAGAAGCUGCAGGGCCCACCCACUGCCGAGGAGGUUAACUACAUGCUUAAGAACAAGGGUCUAGAGGACAAAUUCCCUCUGUUCACGGCUAUCCACAAAAUAUGCACAAACCAGCUUAAGCCCAACGAUUUAAUUGAUUGCAUACGCAAUCACCCUGAGCAUAUGCAAAAUUUGUAAAUCAUCCAAAGAAGACGAGAGCGUUCAUACGUACAUAUGUGUCAACCACAUAAAGUGUAUUUUUUCAACACAACUCCGCCUCAAUGAAUUUAAAGAGUCCAUUCUAUUUAACACUAACCGGUUGACUUAAGGUAAUGCGUAUAGGUUGUUGUAUUGUCAGCUUAUUUUUGAAACUGAGAAAAAACACCGAAGUCUGUUUUAAUAAAACAAAUUUUGUUUAUCCUUAAAUAGCAAGGAAGCAAGGCUAUGCGCAUAAAAAAUAUAUUUUAAUGUUGUUACCAUAAGUGUUGUAAAAUAAUUAAAAAGCUAGUGAAGAGAGAUUUUUAGUCAAAUACUAAUUGGACUCCACAGAUAUUAUGAUUAAACAUUUUUUAAUUUUUUUUCGUUUUAAUGGAUUUGUUGUUCAGGUAAACCACCGUUUAUGUUUAAAAUCCCUCAGUAUAAAAACAAAGAAGUACGUGUCCCUUUAUAUGCUUUAUACCAACUUUUUAUCUUGUGCCGAAAAAUAUCAGCGUUCGUAGGCACCCUUAUCCGAUGCGUGGAAACCAAUUUGUUUUAUAUAAUUAUUGUUAGAUUUUUACGAGCGCAAGACAUUUCAGGUAAAAUCGGAGCCAAUUGAGCGCAAGCACGGCGCGGCACAUUCGCAUAACAAAUUUCCGCAGCGUACGAAACUAAGGAACCUAUAACUUAGGCGCCAACUCUGCUCUUAUUGUUUCUGAUAUAACAGCGAUCACACAAUUAGACGGACAUGGCUAGUUGGCUAGUCAUCCUGACCACGAAUAUAUAUAUAUGUUUAUAUAUACUUUAUACAGUCGAAUACUUCUUCUAAAUAAAAUAUGUCAUUCUGCUCUA